AUAAUUGUGUUCUUUAUAUUUAUAUAUAAUAUAAUAUAAUAUAAUGUGACUGACUCUCCUUUUAAAUUCACUCAUUCGUCCAUCUCCUCCACUCCACUCCACCAAGCAAAACCCUAAUUUCAAUCUCAGUAGCCGCCACUUUUCCUUCAACAACAAUGACUGGAGAAACAGUGAACCCGAAAGCUUACCCUCUGGCUGAUGCUCAGCUCACGAUAACCAUCAUGGAUCUCGUUCAACAAGCUUCCAACUACAAGCAGCUCAAAAAGGGUGCCAAUGAAGCUACCAAGACAUUGAACAGAGGAAUUUCUGAGUUCGUUGUUAUGGCCGCGGAUGCUGAGCCUCUUGAGAUUCUUCUCCAUCUUCCUCUACUUGCUGAGGAUAAGAAUGUUCCCUAUGUGUUUGUCCCUUCAAAACAAGCACUUGGGCGAGCAUGUGGGGUAACCCGGCCAGUGAUUGCAUGUUCUGUGACAACAAAUGAGGGAAGCCAAUUGAAAUCUCAAAUACAGCAACUCAAGGAUGCUAUUGAGAAGCUGUUAAUCUGAGAAAUUAUAGUCGGCGUGAUGGGCUUCUGAGUGCUUCUUCAGAGGCUUUGACUGGACAACAAGUUGUGUUGUGUUUUAUUUGUAAACUUGAGCUUUACUUCUAAAGAUUGUGAAUUAGUGAAGUUUUAGACCACUAUUUUGAAUUUGUUUAAUGUUAUUUUUGUGAGUUCUAUUAGUAAGUUCAAACUACCUGAGUAA
Molecule: messenger RNA, 740 nt
Organism: Lotus japonicus
Lineage: Eukaryota; Viridiplantae; Streptophyta; Magnoliopsida; Fabales; Fabaceae
Exons: 5
Coding region: 156-542 (128 amino acids)
Biological process (GO): maturation of SSU-rRNA; mRNA splicing, via spliceosome; ribosome biogenesis
Cellular component (GO): U4/U6 x U5 tri-snRNP complex; box C/D methylation guide snoRNP complex; nucleolus
Molecular function (GO): RNA binding
Source: RefSeq, a predicted model, not a curated record